This is a messenger RNA of Hydractinia symbiolongicarpus, 6617 nucleotides long. RefSeq names its product epithelial membrane protein 2-like. The coding region runs from base 6065 to 6538 and encodes 157 amino acids. NCBI's taxonomy places the organism in Eukaryota, Metazoa, Cnidaria, Hydrozoa, Anthoathecata, Hydractiniidae. Gene Ontology annotation, cellular component: plasma membrane. The record is from RefSeq and is a predicted model, not a curated record. The transcript is spliced from 3 exons.
AACAAUGCGCUGAAGAACUGAUUGGUUAAGCAACAACAUGGUGAAGAGCAGAUUGGUUAAGUAACAACACGGCGAGGAGCUGAUUGGUUAAGCAACAACACGGCGAGGAGCUGAUUAAUGCAGAAUAAACAUCAUCGUUUACAAGUAUAAAUUUUCGAAUUCUUAGAGGUUCCAUUUUCAAUAUGUUUGCGUAAAUUAAUAUUUACAAAUCAGAGAUUUCACGAAAAGUUCCAUUCAAAGGACACCAUUUGUCAGGGUUAAAGCUUAGCAAGUCACAAUUAAAGUAUACUAAUUAAUAUAUCAAUACUUAGCAGAAAGAAAAUUUGCGCGGAUUAAAUUUUGCGAACGUUCUUCGAGGAUUAUGCGAAUUUAAUCAAUGCGUCAACUGCAAGACGUAAAAAAUCGUUCUGUUACACCCAGACAGUGUUCGUCAUGAAGCAUAUAAAUAUGUGUACAGAGACUAAAAUAAUAUCAAUAUAAUUGUUUUGAAAAUAAAAAGAGACUCGUCUUUGAUGUUUUUUUUUGUCCAAUUUAGAAAUCCGUUUUACAUACGGACGAGACCUGAUUGGAUUUUAUCUGCACUCGGUGAUUUUGUUUGUUUUUUGUUCAGGGUGUUUUCCAUACUCACAAAUUUCUCACGGCGGAUUUUCUUUACUCCUGUAGCAAAUGACAGUGUGGAAUAAACAGUGGGAUAUAAUUUAAAGACAUGUUAUAACUCCAUCGUUUGAAACACUUAUAAAUGUGGGUUCUUUGUUCUGAAUGUACAAAUGACACAUACAUGGAAAAAUUUUUCGCCAUUGUAAGUAAAACAAAAAAUUCUUUCAGAAAUGACUAAAAACUUUUUCAGAACGACUAAACACUUUUUGUAGCAUAUUACUACAUUAUCAGGUAAAAAAUGCGCUAUGGACUAAUUACAAGCUCGUGAGCUUGUAUUAAAACGCAAAUGUGUCCUACAAGAAUGGAAUUUUUUGCCUCUCUGAGCACCGACACGAGAGUAGUCGUGUGUUCGAAUCUCAUCUUGGUAACUAUUUUUACUUUUUUUUUCUUUUUACUAUCUCGCCCGCGAGGACGUGUUUACAGACUGACCUAACGAAAAUUGAAAUUUCGAGAAAUUUUCUAUCAAUAUUAUUGCCUAUCCGAAUAGCAAAAUAUGUCGUGUCAAACUUCAGCUUUUUAUACACUUUUUUGGCGAGGUUGUUUGCGUAUAUCAUACGUCUUGUUUGUGUUACGAAGCGAACCCGUUUACCGCUCGACCACGCUCCACGUUCAACAUAAUUUGUUUAUCACCUACCGGUAUAAAAGCUCGUUAUUUACCGUUAUCUUUUCCAGACAAGGGUGUAAGAGAUAUUAGAAUACAGGAUAGAAUAAUUUUUUUCCGCUUUUUUGCGAGCGUAGACGUCUGUGGAAGCAAAAAUUAACGAAAUUUAAGACAACCUCGUCCCCAGGACUAUUUGCUUCUCAACGGCGCUGCGCUUUCUGAUAGUUCUAGACCGUGGCGUCGAAAAGGCGCUGGCACAGGCUGGUCACGUGGGCAUCAAAUGAACCAGAUUCUGGUUCAUUUUUAAUUUAUGCAAAUUCUGCAUAUUUACGAUUUUGGCGAUAGGCUGGGAAGAUGUGGUACGUGUUUUCAAGCGGCUGAAUAAUGUUUUCGAAAAGUAUGAAAAGUUGCACUUCGGCUUCUACCAUGGAUGUCAGGGUCGGAUCCAGCUGUAGGCGAGAUAGGCUGAAGCCUACAUUGAGAAUUUAUUCAAUUCUUUGUUUUUUUCUGUCAUAAAAACAAUUAUAUUGUUUUCAUUUUUUGACAACCUUAAAGCGAUUUAAGGCAUUUAGAGGGCUCUAAAAGCAGCAUUGGCUUUCAGUAACGUUGGGAGGCUCACGACGCCCUCCAAACCUCCCAAUUUUUUCUGGAUUGAGCCUUAACUGGAGCAAUACAACGCCCUGUUCACUUAUUUAGAAUUACUUAAGCCUACUUUUAAAAAAUCUCUGGAUCCGACCAUGGAUGUACUUCUACGUAAUGUAAGAAAACAAAUAUUAAAACACCACCCAUUCAGUAACCCUUUACGUAAAAAUUUACAUGCUAAACUGUCUUUUCGUUUCCCUUUGCUAAUGAUUCAAAUUUUCCUACCAUAAAAAUAAACGCGGUCCCAGGUUAUUUACAGUACCCUCUCUAAUUACCCAAAUUAACGGACGCUCUAAUUAGCGGGCAAUAUUUUUUUGCACAAAAUUGUGAAUAUAAGUUUUUUCUUUCCAAUUAGCGGACAGCCCAACAAAAGUUCGAAGCCAGGAAACAAAAAUAGAGAAAAAUAAAUAGUUUUAAAAUGUUUAUCUCAAACUAGCUCGCUUUUUACAAGUACAGGAAUCUACAGACCAUAGCCACCUCAACGAUUUAACCCCUUUCUAAUAGAAGUGGUUUCAGCUGAAAACGGUUGACAAAGAUGAUGAAUAUACUCACAUGGAAGAGAAGAUUACCACAUAAGAUGCGCUGACAAUGAAAACUUGAAAAAUCUUAAUAGAGAGGAAAGAGUCUCUUUGUCUGUCUUUGAGAGACAAAGAGAUUUUUCGGGUCAAUAAAAAACAACAGCCUAUUAAAGACUUUUUUGAGUAAAAUAAACAUUAUCCUGCAAAUUUUGCGUUCAUUAGUUGAUAUUUAUUCUCGUUGUAAAAAAAGGUUACAUUAAGUUCAAUUUAGUUUUUUCUUUUCUUUUUCGUGUCUAAGUUCAACCAGGUACCCCUCCAAUUAGCGGACACUUUGCUCUUGCACCGAAAGUGUCCGCUAAUUGGAGAGAAUACUGUAACUAAAAAAUACAAAAUAAUUUUAGAGGAUCUUCUUUGAAAUAAACAAAUAGGAAAAAUAUUUUUAAAAUUUAAAGCUCAUAUGCGCUUGUCUCACUUCCUUUAAAAAAUUGUCCUAUUCCAAACUCUUAAAAUGUGCUAAUUGUCGCUGACAUCCAGCAUGGAUAUUUUUCACGAUUUUUGAGGGGCAUUCUUUGACCCCACAUGGAUUAUUUUCGUGUGCGAGCGUGCUGGGGAAUGUGACUAGCAACUUUUUAUCGCUAUCUGACUGUGUGUGCAAAAGUAAAGUAAACCUCUCUCCCUAAACUCGGAUAGACGUUUAGUAUACACUUCUUAUUUGUAAGCCAUCCCCCAUAUAUUUACAUUAUCGUGCCCUAGACAUAUCACAGACAAAACUAGAGAUCUUGGGGAUUAUCGCUUAGAAAGGAAAGAAUUAAGGAAAAGGUGAAUAGAAAAACAUUUAGUUUAAUAUUAAAAACUGGCGAAAAUAACUUCCGCUCGGUUUUGUUCCCGGAAUUUGCUUUUACUUACAAAUAAAAACAAAUCGUUACAUUAGAAUAAUUUAUUUGACAGUACUGUUUAUCAUAGUUAUCCAGACCAGCGUGACUAUCAUGUAUGAAUCUACAAAUGAAGUUCUGUCACCAGAAAUGUAAACAGAGAAAACGCACGAUGUCUUAUAGCAACUCAGUAGUUCUGUCAAACAAUCUGUAAGGAUUCAAACUUUAGUUGUGAUAAGACGAAUGUAAGGAAAGGUCGCAGAGGAACUAUAUUACUUUGGAAAUGAUACAUGCUUUACACACUACGUCACAAUCUAUUUGGAGAUAUUCUUCUGUUAUAAAUUAUGUACUAAAAAAAUUACAUAUAUACAAAAUAUACAGCACACAACCGCCCUUUUUCAGUGCCCUACGAAUAAAGUUGACAGAAUACAAAGGUGAGUCGAAAAAGAAAAAAAAAACGCUAAAAGUUUAAGUUGGUAAAAAUAUUUGUCAUUUUCACAAAAUACAGUCACGUUUUACUAACUUUUUUAAUGAUAAGUAUUCUAUAUGCGCAUGACGUAAAACUGAAGUAAAAAAUACAAAAUGUAAAAUUAUGACUAGUGAAAUGUAAAAACUAUCUAGAAAGUUGUGUAUUUUUUAAGUGCAUCAGAUAAAAUACUGCCUUCAAAGACAACCACUAUUCUACCAAACCACCACAACAUGAUUGUCAUUGAAGCUCGAAAAAAUUAAUACUUUAGCUAUAUUCUAUAAUUCUAAUUUUUAAAUCUAUUUAAAUUUUACCUAUAUUCAUCUAUAUGUUAUUAUUUAAAUGUAUUGUUCUAUUUAUCCAUAGUAUGGCCACUAAGAGGUUUUAACAAUUUUUUGAAAAAAAGGGUAAUAAUCAACUUUGAAUCAUUUAUUCAAGGAACUCAAAAUAUCCAUGGUUCCUGUUGGAUAAAGGAAUUUUAAUUUUUUUUAUACAGGCCUUUAUUUUUAUUGGUAUUUCUUUUUAACUGACUUUUCAGUUAUGUGUGAGAUUGCGCUGUUUACAAACUAAUUUAAUCUGCUAGAAAUAUUUUAACUUUGGUUCUGGAACGACUUUUUACAACUUUUUAACAUCCUAUUUAACAUCCAACAACAAAAAGUGCUGCGUGUUUCAACAAUCGCAUUUAAUGAUUUUGACGACUAACUAGAUAUGAUUUUGAUGUGAUACUGCAAAUUCAAAAACAUAACGAAAGCUUUAAAAAUGUUAUGAUAACCUAGAAAAUUACUCAACUAGGUUUUGAGUUUUAUUUGUGUGUGUUAUUUCGAAUAAUAGCUAAUAUAUAAGACCUAAUACAUCGUAUUUCGUGUGUUUGUAGCACGACUAUAAAAUGGUGCAGAAACAGACAACUAGUGCUAUUGAUAUAAAAAAGUUACCAAUUGUAUUGUGGGAUGGACUGUGAAGUCGAUUGUACGAUGUAUUGUCGAGUAUCUCCUCAAAUUUGAUUACCUCAAAACUUACUUCGUGCAAAAAAAAAGUUUUAAUAAUAGCUUGAAAAGUUGUCUAGGUAUGUGAAUAUUUUUUUGAACAAUCUUGAUUUUUUCUUAAGAUUUUCAACGUUCCACUAAUUAUGCAUACAUAACAAUAUGAGCUUGAUCUCAGUGUGUUAUUGUUUUUAGCAGUAUUGACAAAGUAUAAGAGUUUAAAGUUUUUUUAGCCAUUCAGUUUGGCAUUUUGAAUAUUCUACAUAAAUUUCAUUACUUAGUUAUUAUAAUUAUGAGCAAGAACACCAUUUGCAUGUUCUAGAGCUAGUUGGUGACGUCAAAAUUUCGAAUAAUUAGCAAAACAAAAUCUCCGAAACAAUUUAAGAUUUUCCAACAGAUAAAAUAAUUCCAGGUUAACUCUCAAAGAUAUCUUUCAUAUGAGCUUAUUUUUUUUAUGGGUAGGCUUUGAGUUGAUUAAUUAUCGCGAAUUUUAGCAAUAUCCGCGAAUAUUCACGAUAUCAGUUAAUUUCCGUCCCUUUUCCCCCAAUGAAAAACACUACAAGUUUUCUAUAUUACGUUUUUAUUGCUUUAUUGAACAUUCCGCGAAUAUAUUUCCAUCACAUUGGAUUUUGCGCUAAUUGCUUUUCUAUCUUCCUCGCCUUUCGUUUUGGGAUGAAAACCUUGCGGCGCCAAUAUUCUAUAUUAUUAUUUUAUAUGUGAGAAAUUAUUGUUAGUUUUCAGGUUUGUGAAAAUUCCUUAUCUCAAAGAAUAGACCAAAAUAAGAAGAAAUUGUUAAAUGCUAAAUUUGCUAAAAUAAUUAUUUGAACAAAUCUAAAAUGAGGCCAUGCGCGAAAAUUAAUCUAAUUCAGAGAAAAUUCAUCUUCGCAAAAAGCAUUUUGUACCUCGCUAAAAUAUGUCUUCGCGAAAAUAAAUCAACUUAAAACUUUUUUUAGAAAAUUUAAAAGUUUCAAGAUUGUGAUUCUGAAAAGGAGUAAUUAUUGGGGUUUAUCUCCUACAUACUUAUAUGUUUAAAAGAAAAUUUGUGACUCCCUUAAAAAACAAUUGAAAAUCCUCCUCAAAAGUCCUCAAUUUGACUAAAAAAGAGGUAUUAAUCCUGUGUCAUAUCAACACAUGUAUUCUAUCGCUAAAAAUAAAAACAAAAAACAUUAGGAGUUCGUCGUAAAAACAAGACGGAGUAAUCUGAGACAUCUUUGGAAAUUUGAUACCUUGUUACAUCUAACAAUAUCACAACAGAUAGUUGUCAAAGUUUUAAAACAUUACUUUAUGAUGGAGUUUAACCAGAAACAAUAAGUUUACUUUGGUACAAGAUGGCGGUCUCACAGCGAACGCUUCACCAUUUUACUUUUGUUUUGCUGUGCGUUUCUGCCAUAUUUGUUAUUGUAGCAACCGCUGCAAAUUAUUGGACUGUAUUAAAAGUUAACAGUGAUUUUCACCAAGGUUUAUGGAGACGAUGCAAUGGGAAAACAUGUUUUGAUGUUGAUGAUGAAAAUUUGCAUGCCACUCGCAUACUAAUGGUGCUAUCAUGUGUUUGCUAUGGAUUCGCUCUUGCAUAUUGUGUACUGGUACAUAUUGUGAAAAAUCUUUCCAUCAAGUUUUUGGCAGCCAUCUUGUUAAUAACAUGUAUAUUUGAAAUUUCUGGCUUAUCAGUGUAUACGGAUAAAAUUGGAUCACAUGCGGAGUACAUAUAUGGUUGGAGUUAUGGACUGGGAUGGUCUAGUACAAUCUUCACUGGUAUCGCAGCAUGCCUGUGUUUGGUUGAAAGUGGUUAUAACAGGUUGUAAAAAUCAAGAUGAAGAAAUAUGUUAAGAAAAUAAAGGAACAAAAAAUUUAUAAUAUUGUUUACAAUAAAAUUGAAAAAUA